Emericellopsis atlantica is the source of this 1701-nucleotide messenger RNA. RefSeq lists its product as uncharacterized. The coding region runs from base 1 to 1701 and encodes 566 amino acids. Gene Ontology annotation, cellular component: extracellular region. NCBI's taxonomy places the organism in Eukaryota, Fungi, Ascomycota, Sordariomycetes, Hypocreales, Bionectriaceae. The transcript is spliced from 4 exons. The record is from RefSeq and is a predicted model, not a curated record.
AUGCGUUUCUCAACUCUCUCAGCCGGUGCGGCCAUGACUGCCAUGGCCGUGGCCAGGGAACUCCCCAAGGACGACAUCAAAGCCUCGAGGCUCUACGACAGCGGCGUCGUCCACAUGGAGAGCAUGGCACGCAAGAAGGCUGCUUGGAGGGCCGAGUAUGACGCCGGUCUGCUCGACUCGACGCAAUGGCCUCGCCUCAACUACACAAAGUGCAUCGAUGGCAAGAUUGAGGCUGUCAAGGGAGACCCCAUGCAGACCUUCCGCUGCAAGAACAUGGACCUCUACGACUUCAUCAACCACGCCACUCUAGGCUCGCCCAACGGCUGGGAUGAGGGCGGUAACGGCCUUCUCCUUACUGGUAGCUCCUCAUGGGGCUGGACUGAUCCUGAGAGUAAGCGGGAGUUUGUCGCCAACGGCAUGUACGACGGAACCGCGUUCCUCGAGAUUCUGCCCGAGGGUCGCCUGCUCCAGCUGGGGUUUCUGCCUUGCCCUGCUCCCACCAACGACGAUGCCUUCUGGAAGGAGAUUCGCAGCUACAAGAACUACAUGCUCAUCGGUUCAGAGCUGGGCGACCACGGUAUCCAGAUUUUUGACAUGACCACCUUGCUUGACCUGGAUGGUAGCGAGGUCAAGGUGUUUGACGUGGAGAAGGAUGUUGCCUCGCACUUCAAGGAGCUGCCCGAGGGUGCCUCGCACAACGUGGUCAUCAAUGAGGAGCUCGGCUACGGUGUCGCUGUCGGCUCGCGUCCCCGUAGGACUGGCUGCAAGGCUGGCCUCAUCUUCUUCGAUCUCAGUGACCCAACCAACCCUACCUACAUGGGCUGCAACGGCGACGAUGGCUAUGUCCACGACGCGCAGUGUCUUGUUUACCGUGGCCCUGAUAAGAGAUACGACGGCAAGGAUAUUUGCUACGGAUUCAACGAGGACACUCUGACUAUCUACGACGUGUCCGACAAGACAAAGAACAAGAUCAUCUCCGUCACCUCCUACGAGGGGGCCGCCUAUACUCACCAGGGGUGGGUGCUUGAUCCCAACAACCAGGAGUACCUCCUGAUGGACGACGAACUCGAUGAGAUUUACAAGACCGGCAUGGCUGCCGAUGGCUACGCUGUCACCUACAUCUGGAACAUCAAGGACCUUACUCUGCCUAAGCUCACAGGCCUGUAUAAGGCAAGUGUUAGAAGUGUCGACCACAACCAAUACAUCAAGGACGGUCUGUCCCACCAGUCUUCGUACAUGGCUGGAUACCGGGUGUACGACAUCUCGUCGAUCCCCGAGGACCCCACUGGGGACUCUGUCUGCGAGAUUGCCUACCUGGACAUCUAUCCCGAGGACGACAGCGCUCCUGGCGGUGGCAUUGCCGACAUGUUCGGCUCCUGGUCCCACUACGCCAUGUUCGACUCCGGCUUUGUCUUCAUCAACACCAUCGAGCGCGGCGCCUACCUGGCCAAGAUGACAAAGCGCGAGUCGUGUCCAAAGACGCACAAGUGCAACGCCGACAAUUGCCUGCGUGCCAUGCGCUCCACCUCGGUCAACGGCCGUCUGGCCGAGUCGCAGGAGUUCUGCGCGGACUGGACUGAUGGCUGGUCUGCUGACGUGGCUGCUGUUCCCGAGUACGCCUCCAAGGCCUGCGGUGCCAACGUCGUCUCGCGCGUGUCAUCUGCCUGCUCUUGCUUGCCUACUGCCGAGCCUACCGCGUGA